AAUAAUGUAAAAAAGGACAGGAAAUGUAUUAAUUCAGUUAACAAUACAUUAAUAUGGAAACAAGUAACAGGUAGUUAACAGCAGUAACGGCCUUACACACGGACACAUUUACGGAACUAACGUAAGUAAGGUCUUGGAUAUUCGGAAUGUUUUGCAGACGGACCGGUCCCACGGUCUAACGUGUCCGCUCGAUCUCCUGCAGGGAGUUUAAGAAAAUUCAAAUAACAUAGACCCAAUGUUACACAUUCCACGCAGGAAUGGAUGACGAUACGCCAGAUGAAGCCUUUAAGGAGCUGCACACGGGGGACAUUGGAGGAUGGGGUGUUGCUCAGAUAGCUGCUGGCACUGGGCUCGCUGUGUAUGUGAUAUGGACCGGAUUCGUACAGCCAGGCUUCAGGAAAGUCCCCUUGAGGCUACAGGUCCCGUACAUUCCUGCCAGCAGAGCUCAAGUGGACCAUGUAAUGAACUUGCUGAGAGGCCGAAAGGGAGGGCUUGUGGAUCUGGGGUCAGGAGAUGGCCGCAUUGUCUUGGAAGCUCAUCAGCAAGGUUUCACUCCCGCUGUUGGUUAUGAGCUCAAUCCCUGGCUACUCCGCUUGGCCCGCUUCAAAGCUUGGAGAGCAGGCCAUCAUGAAAAAAUUUCAUACAGACGGGAAGAUCUCUGGAAGGUUGACUUGACAGAAUGCAAAAAUAUCACAGUGUUCUUGGCUCCUAGCGUGCUUUCAUUAUUGCAGAAGAAGUUGGAGGCUGAGCUUCCUGAGGAUGCCUUAGUGAUAGCUGGUCGUUUUCCCUUCCCUGACUGGACACCGUUCAGGGUUGAGGGUGAGGGUGUGCACAGAGCCUGGGCAUACAACAUGCAAGCACAAAGACAAAACUCCUUAAAGAAAAAUGACAGCCACCAAACGCAACCUCAACAAUGAACUCACCAAGGACUAAGGCUCCACUCGAAUGGUUGUCCCUACUCUUUUGGACUCCAGAAUGGGAACAUUAAUUUAUACUGUAUAUCAUUGAGUUACUGCUUAUUAAAAUACCUUCCAUGGAAUAUUGUGGACAUUUAACCUAACUUGACUAUCUGAAUGCUUUUUGACUACAUCUUAAACCAGAUUUUUCAGACAAACUGGGACUUACAUUUUUUAAUUGAAUGUCCUCUCUUCUACAGUCUGGGUCGGGGGAUUCUUUAUUUUGGCAAGGUAUGUGUUAACAUUGAAGGAAAACAACACCUUUGCCACAAGAACACUGUAGAACUGUUGUAAUUACUACCUAAAUGUUGUAAUGUCUGCUUUGUUCAUUAUGACAGAAAUUAAGAUGUCUUUAAUUCAUUAGACAAUUUUGGAUUCCAUUGGGCUGCUAUAUUUCUACAGGUAGGAUGAACACUAAAGGUACAUUAUUUGUGGGUGAUGGUCAGACACAUAGUGAUGUGGAAAUGUCUGUUGGAAAGUGUGGAAUGUGGUUUUUCCGGCUCUGGCCAAAAACAAACCCUUGUGUAAGCGCAUGAGAGUUUGUUUUUUUGAUGUUGCUAUUUCUUUUAAAUGUUAUAGUGUUUUACCUUGUGUUAGUUCUGCUAUAAAAGCAAUUUCUCUUAAAACCUAUGUAUGGAAUACAAAUUGACCUUUCUUAUGCACCAUGCUGGACAUUAAUCACCCAAUUUCAGGUAAUGUUUGUGGAGCUUUUAGGUGAAAUCCCAAUGUGGCUGACACUAAAUGUUGGUCUACAGUGGCAAAAACAUGUAAUUGUUGUGAAAAUACAAAUAUAUUUUCCAUAAUAAAUCACUCAAUUUAAA
Notothenia coriiceps (black rockcod) is the source of this 1777-nucleotide messenger RNA. It is a transcript of the gene antkmt, whose product is annotated as adenine nucleotide translocase lysine methyltransferase. Gene Ontology annotation, cellular component: mitochondrion. The transcript has 6 exons. Lineage: Eukaryota; Metazoa; Chordata; Actinopteri; Perciformes; Nototheniidae. The record is from RefSeq and is a predicted model, not a curated record. The coding region runs from base 258 to 917 and encodes 219 amino acids. Gene Ontology annotation, biological process: peptidyl-lysine trimethylation; positive regulation of proton-transporting ATP synthase activity, rotational mechanism; regulation of mitochondrial ATP synthesis coupled proton transport. Gene Ontology annotation, molecular function: protein-lysine N-methyltransferase activity.